Molecule: messenger RNA, 3288 nt
Organism: Postia placenta MAD-698-R-SB12
Lineage: Eukaryota; Fungi; Basidiomycota; Agaricomycetes; Polyporales; Adustoporiaceae
Exons: 14
Coding region: 1-3078 (1025 amino acids)
Biological process (GO): protein deubiquitination
Molecular function (GO): cysteine-type deubiquitinase activity
Source: RefSeq, a predicted model, not a curated record
AUGCAAAAUGGAGCCAGCACUUCGCAUGGCGGAACAGUGGCAGAUAUCAAGGAUACAGCAAAGGAACAGGUCCUCAAGGUCCGCGGGGCAUCGGCCAUUUCCCUGCUGAAGAGCGCACGGGCACAGUGCCGCGUUGCGGAGGAAUGCGAACUAGAGGGGAACACCAAGGGCGCGCUCAGCGCGCUCACCAAGGCUGCGUCUCUCGUACAGAUGUUCAUGGACUCUGCAGAGUUCAAGCAGGAGACGCAGCCGGGACGCAGGGAUGAGGAGGAGUCCCCUGUAUUAAGAUCGACAGGCGUCGUCAGCAUUGCAGACAGAAUGCGCUCACUACAGAACGCGGGUCUCGCUGUUUCGUCGACAAAACGUCUUUCUCGAGAGAAUCUACCUCCCCCGCCAUCCUCGAGUUUCCCAAUGUUAGCGUCGCCAGUAGUCGCCAGUUCGUCCACAGUCGCGUCGCCCCACGCACUGGUGCCAACGUCGAGCUUCGGCCCCCCGUCUCCAUCGUCCUCGGCAUCGUCUUCGCCCCACCUGUCUCACCUCAGCUUGUCAGAGUUCGGUAAGGCCUUUCCAUCAAUAGACGAGCUGGAUGAGGCGGACGGGUUGAAGCUGCCGUCCCUGCCCACCGGUUCGAGCAUAGGCAGACAGGAUGGAUUCCCGCCGCAGCUGUUUGCACAUCCGAAGCCGUUCCCUGCUCUUCCCAUGGACCCCGGUCCCCGGCCAUCCAGCACGCCUAUUCCACCGACGAUCAACACUUUCGCGAGCCGGCCUGCCUCUCCCGCCCGCUCGCCGUUGUCACCCACUAAGCCGCCGGAGAUCCCGGUGUCCACAACAUUGUUCCCGAAGGCGCUGCUGGACUACAACCGGCGGCAUAAUUUCAAGGUACUGGUAUUGGACGUGCGGACGCGUGGGGAUUUUGAGAAGGAGCAUAUUAAGGCAGAUGCUAUCGUAUGCAUCGAGCCAAGCGUCUUGCUGCGCAACGACGUCACCGCGCAGACCAUCGAAGACUCGCUUGUAGUCGCGCCUCGGAAUGAGUCUAUGCUCUUCGCAAAUCGCGACAAGUUCGAUCUUAUUGCGGUGUACGAUGAGUCGUCCGAGACCUUUGGCGAUGCGAAUUCGCCUUUGGCUAUCUUCGUCCGAGCCGUCUACGAGCGUGCAUUCCGCAAAAUCCUGAAGCACCCACCAAUGCUAUUGGUAGGCGGCCUGCAGGCGUGGAAACGGGAAUUCGGAGAGACCGAGCUGGUCCGCGGCGGAUCGAGUACUGGCUCUGACGUUGGGGAUGUAGCUCCGCCGCCUGCUUUUGCAUCGACCCCCAGUUAUGAGCAGUCGACAGGCGGUCGCCAUCGAGCAGGCACAGAGUCCUCUGUCGACGCUCAUAGACCCUGGAUACCGCCCCAGCCCACUCCGCCGUUCUCGCCCGAACAGUCGCCAGCGUCCUUCCGUUCUGGCCCAGAUUCCCCUCUGUCCCCGCCGCUAGAUCAGGCGAAGCGCUUGGUACGCAAACAUGCGAUUACCCGGCCAACGUCAAACUCGAUAUCCUACUCCUCGCCCUCAAUACCGGAAAACGCAACCGCACAAUAUGUAUCUCCAGCUCUGAUCAACGGAGCGACUAUCCAAUACCCCAGCGUUACCCGCCAUAUAUCCCCACAAAUCUCCGGAUCGUCCUUUUCUUCUUCCCCUGCACUCAAUGGCAUUGUGUCGAUGCCUCCUCAAGCGUCUAUCAACCCGUCUCCGCUCUCGCGACGCCGGAGUGAUUACGUUGACCAGUCACAAGAAGCCCUAUCUGGUCUAGUUGCACGCCCGUCUAUAGACUAUCCUGAUCUCUCGUCGCAGCACGUACUAAGACCACCACCUGCCGCCGCCGCCUCCGGAAUGGAGAGACAGGAUAACCGGCCUCGCCUCCUGCAAAGCCAAUCGUACUCGAUACAGCCGACAGGUCCUAAGCCCCCGACUAUACAGUCCGACUAUCCUGUCACAUAUUGGGCCGAUAUCCAGAUUGGUACCUCAGGUCUCAAGAAUCUCGGCAACACCUGCUACAUGAACUCAACGAUACAGUGCUUGAGUGCGACGGUACCUUUUUCAAGGUUCUUCACAGAUGGGCGAUGGAAGAGCGCGGUUAACAUGAUGAAUCCGAUGGGUACAAAAGGAAAUCUAGCAAAUGCAUUUGCGAAUAUUUUGCGAGAUAUGUGGCAAGGCGAAAUGCAAUGUCUGUCCCCUGUAACAUUCAGGCGGUCUCUAUGCAUGUACGCGCCCCAGUUUGGAGGCACUGAGCAGCACGAUUCACAAGAGUUCCUCAAUUUCCUUCUGGAUGGUCUACACGAGGACCUCAACAGGGUCCUUCAGAAGCCACAGAUAGAGACUACGCCGGAACGCGAAGCCGAGCUCGAAAGGCUUCCGACUCAGAUCGCCAGCGAGCAGGAAUGGCAGAUCUGGCGCAUGCGCAACGAUAGUCUGGUUGUCGACUUCUUUCAGGGUCAGUUUCGCAAUCGCCUCGAAUGUCUUACGUGUCAUAAGACGUCAACAACGUACAACACAUUCAUGUAUCUGACCUUACCCAUUCCCAUUGGCCGCGGAUCAAAGGUCUCCCUAUAUCAGUGUUUGGAUGCUUUCGUCAAGGAGGAAGUAAUGGAGAAGUCAGAUGCUUGGAACUGCCCGCAUUGCAAGACUCUUCGGAAGGCAACCAAGAACUUGUCUUUGUCUCGUCUCCCGCCAGUCCUCCUCAUACACCUGAAGCGAUUCUCGUCGAAGGGCCACUUUACAGACAAGAUUGAGACAUUUGUCGACUACCCAAUACGGAGUCUCGAUCUGACCAACUAUAUGCCUCCGCCAUUGCCGCCUGGCGUCGAUAUGGGACUGCAGCUGUCGCGAGACGAUCCUCGAGCACAGAUACCGCCAUACAGAUACGACUUGUAUGGGGUAACGAACCACUUCGGCACAUUGAGCAGUGGGCAUUAUACCGCGUUCAUAUCUUCACGGGGAGGUUGGCUAUACUGUGACGAUAGUCGUAUAUCUCAAGCCGACACCAAGGACGUCGUUGGCAAACCAGCCUAUAUGCUGUUUUACAAGAGGACCAAAGCCUGAAGUACAUACUCAUAUUUACGCGUUGCAUAUUUUCAUUUGAGUUAUCAGUUCGCUUUUCAAAUUGUACUCCUCGCCCCAUUUGCAUUGGAUAAUCCUUUCUAUAACAAUAGUACAGUACAUGUAAUCAUAUAGGCAGCGGCAAAGAUCAUGAGGACGCGGUUCCAUUAGUGACUACAUGGUUUUCCCGGGUAUCAAUGAAGCAUCUAUGGC